Messenger RNA from Lizanozyma spartinae, 2604 nucleotides. It is a transcript of the gene ATG15, whose product is annotated as triglyceride lipase. NCBI's taxonomy places the organism in Eukaryota, Fungi, Ascomycota, Pichiomycetes, Serinales, Debaryomycetaceae. Bases 1 to 2604 code for a protein of 867 amino acids. Gene Ontology annotation, biological process: neutral lipid catabolic process; macroautophagy; pyridoxal 5'-phosphate salvage. Gene Ontology annotation, molecular function: glycerophospholipase activity; pyridoxal kinase activity. The record is from RefSeq and is a predicted model, not a curated record. The transcript is spliced from 3 exons.
AUGAAGAAUGCAUUGGUCAUUCUGUCACAUGUAAGUCAUGGAUAUGUGGGAAAUAGAGCCAUGACUUUCCCUCUUCAAGUGAUGGGAUGGGAUGUAGAUCUGAUUAAUACAACCAACUUUUCUAAUCACCCAGGUUAUGGUAAGUUCAAAGGGAAGGCAACAAAGGGAGAUGACAUGUUAGCUCUUUUUGAAGGGUUGUCGGAAAUGGGUCGUCUUUCACGAUACCAAAUGAUAGUCACAGGUUAUGUACCUAAUGAAGAGCUUUUACAGAUUUUAUUUGAUCAAAUCAUAAAGAAAAUAUUCAAUAAUAAUUCAAGCUCCCAGGCUCCUCAAUGGAUAGUUGAUCCUGUUUUGGGAGAUAAUGGCAAACUUUAUGUACUGGAGAAAGUUGUACCUAUUUAUAGAGAGUUGCUUUCCUCUGGGUAUGUUUCUUGUAUUACUCCUAAUCAAUUUGAGUUUGAAACUAUUUCUGGGUAUAGUAUAGCAGAUUUCAAGUCAUUACGAGAUGCAUUAGAUAAAUUCUAUCUUCGGUAUUGUAUACCAAAUGUGGUGAUACUGUCGAUAGAACUUAAUGGGAGUCUCUAUGGUGUUGGGUUUCAUGCUCAAAGAAAGGAAACUUCAAUAUUUCUAAUACCCAUUGAACGUAUUCCCGUACAUUUUUUCGGGUGUGGAGAUCUCUUUACUGCUUUAUUAAGUGCUCGGUUCCAGACAACUACCGAAAUCUCCGUCCAAGUGUUAGGAAAUGUUCUACACAAACUUACCCGUAUACUACGAUUAAGUUUAGACAUUGCAACUGAAAGGAAUGGUGAUAUGGCUCCUAAAGUGGUUCAAGAUAUUCAAGUGCUCAGGGUUCAAUGUAAGGGUAACAGCUAUGGAUAUGACGAAGAAAACGAUGACGAAGGUCUUCAACUCCGUCAUAUCUUUCACCAUGGAGCUGGUCCUAAGAACUAUAAAUUGCAUAGGAGGCUUGAUAUUACCCCGGAGUAUCUUGAACUGAGAGACUUUCUGGCCCUCAUGAUGGACAUUGCUGUGGCUCAAGAGGAGACAGAGUUAAAUGCUGCUUCCUCUGCUGAUAUUGAGGGUAAGACGUUGGAUAAUUUAUUGGAAGAUACAGUGGACUGGCCCCGUGCUCAUGCUGGUAAGAACCCUUUCAAAGUUAAGCUUCCAAUAAGUUUCAAACAAGGAAAGGCCCAAAGAUUGAAGCAUCGUCACGUUCCUGGGUUUAUUGAGGGUUAUUUAGAUUAUGCAAUUAGGGUUAAGGGUAACCCAAAGAUAUUAGGAAGUAUUGGCCUAGAAUGGAAUGAUAUUGAAGAUAUCCCUGUUCCAGAUAUGAAUGAUAGGGAUACUGUGAUUUCCAUGGCUACCAUAUCAUCAAAUGCAUAUGUAAGGUUUCCUAAAGAUGAUAAGGAGAAACAGAAGUCUGACUGGGUGGACGUUGGACAAGGAUGGGAGCCAGAUCAAGAUGAAGAGAACAUCAAUUUCGGAUGGUUAGAAGAUGGUUUACGAGGUCACAUUUUCGUUAGUAACCAAUCCAAUACAGUGGUUAUUGGUAUCAAGGGUACUCUGGGUGCUGGAUUACCUGGAGGUGGAAGUGAUGAGACAGCCACAAAUGAUAAAAUUAACGACAACCUAUUAUUUAGUUGUUGUUGUGCUCGUGUAGGAUACAUGUGGACCACUGUUUGUGAUUGUUACGAAAAAACGUAUACUUGCAAUCAAGAUUGCCUAGAGCGUGAAUUACUUCGUCAAGAUAGAUAUUAUCAAGCAGUCAUGGAUUUAUAUCAUAAUGUGACUCUGCUUUAUCCACCAGAAAAGUAUAAUAUUUGGGUGACAGGGCAUUCACUUGGAGGAGCUUUGGCUUCUCUAUUAGGUCGUACGUUUGGAUUACCUACAGUUGCAUUUGAAGCUCCUGGCGAGUUAUUAGCUACAAAAAGAUUACAUCUACCACAAGCUCCUGGUAUUCCCAAACAUUUAGAGAAUAUUUGGCAUGUUGGAAAUACAGCAGAUCCUAUUUAUAUGGGUGUAUGCAAUGGUGCUACAUCCAGUUGUAAUGCAGCAGGAUAUGCAAUGGAAACUCAAUGUCAUACUGGUAAGCAAUGUGUUUAUGAUGUUGUUGGAGAUAAAGGAUGGAGUGUUAACUUAUUAAAUCAUCGUAUUCAUACUGUGAUUGAUGACAUCAUUAUGAAAUAUAAUGACACAGCUCCAUGUGUUGAAGCAUUACCUUGUCGUGAUUGUUUUAAUUGGAAGUAUGUUACCCAUGAUGAUUUUGAGGGAGAUGAGCCUGAAUUGCCCAAUCCAUUGAAGAGUCUGAAAUUGUUUCUGACUCGGACUUCUACAGCAUUGCAAUCGGAGCUGACUCAAUGCAAGCAAUCCAUUCUGUCAUCGUCGACUAAUAAAGAUAAUAACAGAGACAAGGUUACAACUUCAGUUCUGCGUACCACUAGUUCCACUCUGAGUGUUUCAAAGACAACGAGUGCUAGUACUCCUACGGAGAAGCCUACCAAAUGUUUAGAGCGUACUUGGUAUGGUUGGUGUUCUAAAUGGGGUUAUGAUGAUGAUGAUGAUGAUGAUAAUGAUGAUGAUAAUGGUGUGAUGAUUAAAGGAUAG